AUGAGUCGAACACCGCUGCUCUUGGCUUCGAUCCGGAGCCACAAGAAGCUGGUCGAAUUGCUGCUGAGAAGAGACGCAGAUCCGCGUUCGAUCGACGCGAAGGGAUUAACUGCUAUGCAUUUCAUUUGCAAAGGUAACUGUAGGUCACAACGUGAACUAGAGAGGGCCGUGGAAUGUGCGACUCUGUUACUCGAAAUCGGCAAAGAAAAAAAUCAGUCGGUGCAGAUUAACGCCCGAGAUAGGUCGGGUAACACACCGCUACACUAUGCUCUGGCCUACAGCGACAAGAGGAUGAUCGAAUUGCUGCUGAGAAACGGCGCCGAUUUUAAUUUGGCCAAUGCAGAGGGGUUGACCGCUCUGCAUUUUAUGUGCAAGAAUUUUUACAAGGGAGGUGAAUUGGUGGAGACGUUAUUCAAGAUCAGCGAAGAAAGUCAUCGGACGGUGCGGGUAAACGCCCGGGAUAUCAAGGGUAACACGCCGUUGCACUUGGCAUUGCAAUCCAGGAUUAUUGACAUCGCGAAGACGUCCGAAUUGCUGCUGAGAAACGGCGCCGAUUUUAAUUUAGCCAAUGCAGAGGGCUUGACCGCUCUGCAUUUUAUGUGCAAGAAUUGUAAAAUCGGUCAUGACUUGGUGGACAUGAUAUUCCGGAUCAGCGAAGAAAAUCAUCAGGCGGUGCGGGUCAACGCCACGGACAAAUUGGGUAACACGCCACUGUACUACGCUGUGGCUCCAAUCCACAGCGAUUGUGGAAUAUACUGGAUAAGACCAAUUGUUCAAACGCUGCUAAAAAAUGAUGAAACCCGAAUUUAG
Molecule: messenger RNA, 810 nt
Organism: Trichogramma pretiosum
Lineage: Eukaryota; Metazoa; Arthropoda; Insecta; Hymenoptera; Trichogrammatidae
Product: tankyrase-2-like
Exons: 1
Coding region: 1-810 (269 amino acids)
Molecular function (GO): protein binding
Source: RefSeq, a predicted model, not a curated record